Papilio polytes (common Mormon) is the source of this 271-nucleotide messenger RNA. RefSeq names its product NAD-dependent protein deacetylase sirtuin-2-like. The annotation marks the transcript as partial. NCBI's taxonomy places the organism in Eukaryota, Metazoa, Arthropoda, Insecta, Lepidoptera, Papilionidae. The record is from RefSeq and is a predicted model, not a curated record. Gene Ontology annotation, molecular function: NAD+ binding. The transcript is spliced from 2 exons.
AAAUAAUAUUUGCGGAUCAAAUACCAAUAUGCACAGAAUGUCCAGGCAUUAUCAAGCCGGAUAUUGUAUUCUUUGGUGAGAGUUUGCCAGAGAGGUUCCAGACCUGUCUCCAGGAAGACUUCCAGAAGUGCGACUUGCUUAUCAUUAUGGGAUCAUCCCUAGAAGUACAACCCUUUGCAUCUCUCAUAGAUAUGGUGCCGGAAUGGUGUCCGAGGUUGUUGAUCAACCGUGAGAAGGCUGGAGAGCGUUCGCCCUUGCUGCGGCUGUGCGG